CGCAAGGUCGCCGCAGCCAUUUUGUUCCGCCCGCCGAGGCCCUGAGAUGGCGGCGGGGGAGACGGUGAAGGUUGCCGCCUGCCCAUCAGGGCUGUAGCCGCCGUCUCCCUGUCCCCCGCGGCCGUCCCAUGGGCUGACGGAGGCCGAGACCAUGGACCUCCACACCGCCGUGUACAAUGCCGCCCACGACGGCAAGCUGCAGCUACUGCAGAAGCUGCUCAGCGGCCGGAGCCGGGAGGAGCUGGAUGAGCUGAUGGGCGAGGUGGCCUGCGGAGGGACGCCGCUGCUCAUCGCCGCCCGCUACGGCCACCUGGACGUGGUGGAGUACCUGGUGGACCGGUGCGGCGCCAGCGUGGAGGCCGGCGGCUCGGUGCACUUCGACGGCGAGACCAUCGAGGGCGCGCCGCCGCUGUGGGCCGCCUCGGCCGCCGGGCACCUGGACGUGGUGCGCAGCCUGCUGCGCCGCGGCGCCUCGGUGAACCGCACCACGCGCACCAACUCCACGCCGCUGCGCGCCGCCUGCUUCGACGGCCACCUGGAGGUGGUGCGCUACCUGGUGGGCGAGCACCAGGCCGACCUGGAGGUGGCCAACCGGCACGGGCACACGUGCCUCAUGAUCUCCUGCUACAAGGGCCACCGCGAGAUCGCGCGCUACCUGCUGGAGCAGGGCGCCCAGGUGAACMGGCGCAGCGCCAAAGGCAACACGGCGCUGCACGACUGCGCCGAGUCCGGCAGCCUGGAGAUCCUGCAGCUGCUGCUGGGCUGCAACGCGCGCAUGGAGCGCGACGGCUACGGCAUGACCCCGCUGCUGGCGGCCAGCGUGACGGGCCACACCAACAUCGUGGAGUACCUCAUCCAGAAGCAGCCAGGCCAGCCGCAGGCGGCCGGCGCAGGGCCGCCCCAGGAGGGCUCCGCCCCAGAGGAGCCCCUCACCUACGAGAGCUGCUGCCCCACCAGCCGGGAAGCUGCCAUAGAAGCCCUGGAGCUGCUGGGAGCCACGUAUGUGGAUAAGAAGCGAGAUCUGCUGGGGGCCCUUAAGCACUGGAGACGCGCCAUGGAGCUGCGGCACCAGGGCGGCGAGUAUUUGCCCAAACCCGAGCCCCAGCAGCCGGUCUUGGCCUACGACUAUUCCAGGGAGGUGAACAGCGCCCAGGAACUGGAAGCGCUGAUCACGGACCCGGAUGAGAUGCGCAUGCAGGCGCUGUUGAUCCGGGAGCGCAUCCUGGGCCCCUCGCACCCCGACACCUCCUACUACAUCCGGUACCGGGGCGCUGUGUACGCCGACUCGGGCAACUUCGAGCGCUGCAUCCGCCUGUGGAAGUAUGCCCUGGACAUGCAGCAGAGCAACCUGGAGCCCCUGAGCCCCAUGACRGCCAGCAGCUUCCUCUCCUUUGCCGAACUCUUCUCCUACGUGCUGCAGGACCGCGCCGCCAAGGGCAGCCUGGGCACGCAGAUCGGCUUCACAGACCUCAUGGGCGUGCUCAGCAAAGGCGUCCGGGAAGUGGAGCGGGCCCUGCAGCAGCCCAGGGAGCCCGGGGACUCGGCACAGUUCACCAAGGCGCUGGCCAUCAUCCUGCACCUGCUCUACCUGAUGGGCAAGGUGGAGACCAGCCCCAGCCAGGAGCACCUGAAGCACCAGACGGUCUACCGGCUGCUCCGGUGCGCUCCCCGCGGCAGGAACGGCUUCACGCCCCUGCACAUGGCUGCCGACAAGGACACCACCAACGUGGGCCGCUACCGCGUGGGCACCUUCCCCUCCCUGCACGUGGUCAAAGUGCUGCUGGACUGUGGGGCCGACCCGGACAGCAGGGACUUUGACAACAACACCCCGCUGCACAUCGCGGCCCAGAACAACUGCCCGGCCAUCAUGAACGCCCUGGUGGAAGCUGGGGCCCACAUGGACGCCACCAACGCCUUCAAGAAAACCGCCUGCGAGCUGCUGGACGAGGGGCUGCUGGCCAAGAGCACCAUGCAGCCCUUCAACUACGUGACCCUGCAGUGCCUCGCCGCCCGCGCCCUGGACAAGAACAAGAUCCCCUACAAGGGCUUCAUCCCCGAGGAGCUGGAGGCCUUCAUCCAGCUGCACUGAGCCGGGGAGGCCACGGCCUCGCCCUCGCCAGCACCCAAGGGCCCUCUGCCUCUGGCCCCUCCCCUGGACCAGGGAGCAGUUAGUGCGCCUGCGCGCUGGCRGCCUGCAGGGUCACAUGCUGGGAGGGACUGGGGGCCUCCUGCACCCCGAGGUCCUGGUGCCCAGCCACCCACAGUGGUAGGAGCGGCUCCCAGUCGGGCAUUGGCAAGUGCAGAAGCAGGGUCCCCCGGCUGCCCCGUGGCCCUGGGCAGCUGUGGGCUUGGUGGGUGUAGGGGUGGACCCAGCUGUGCCCAGGUUCUGACAUUUUGCUGCAGUUCUUCAUUUUAUUUUAUUUUUUUUAGGCUUUUUGUUUGCUGGACCGCGCGAGCUGCCUCCAGGCAGUCAGGGGUUUGGUGCCUGUGGCCACCCAUCCCAGUGAGCUGUGCUGGGGAGYGAGCCCCAGGCCCCGUGUCCGCCCYGAGGUGGCCCUAGGUGUGUAUGGGACCCCUCUCGGCCUUGCGCAGGCCUCCCAGCCUCCCAUUCUCCUUAGAGAACAGUGUCCCCCRACUUUGACCCAAGAUCAGGUCAAGCACCAAAGAAGCCACACGAUUGCCUCCCAGGGCAGCGGGUAUAGGUCCGGCGCCACUGUUUACGGAUUAAAAGGACAGGCAGACCACUUCAGCCUAGGGACGCCUGUGCGGCCUUCCCCGUCUGGGGCAUGCCCACAACAGCCCUGCCCUUGACCUGCUGCAGGACCUGAGUCCGGGCCUCCCCCGGGAGGGCCCAGCUCUGCAGUAACGCAGGUCUGCGGUCUCCAUGGAGCAGGUCGCCAGCACUUGCCCCGCCCCCUGGGCCCUGGGUCCCCGCACAGUUGCCAGGGCAGGUUAGCAGAAGGCAUCCUUCUGCCCAGGUGACACCACAGCCCUGCAGGAGCAGAUCCCAGCUCCAUCGCAGAGGGUAGCACCACCGCUGGACGCCUGGCCCUUGAGGCGGGUUUGGGUUUGCAGUGUUAGGUAGGAAGUUUAUUUAUUCAUAAGACGAGCUUUUGACUUAACUCAGGAGGACAAUCCUGGCCCUCCCGAAGCACAGCAGAAGCAGGUGUUUCUGUUGCAGCCCGAGGGCAUUAAAAAGCAGGUGUUUGAA
Molecule: messenger RNA, 3211 nt
Organism: Urocitellus parryii (Arctic ground squirrel)
Lineage: Eukaryota; Metazoa; Chordata; Mammalia; Rodentia; Sciuridae
Gene: Fem1a
Product: fem-1 homolog A
Molecular function (GO): protein binding
Source: RefSeq, a predicted model, not a curated record